UACACAUUUUCAGCGUUUUCACUCGCGCGAUUCCUCUUUCUCUUGCUAGCUCACCCUUCUCCGCCGCCAUGGAAGAUGUUGUAACUACUCUUUUCUCCGAUCUGAUGGUUGGCUCAACGGUAUCCACCCACCGCCACCUCCACAACGCUCUCGUUCCUCCGAUCUGAUCCCAUCAGCAAUGUCUGCGGGUUAUCGAGGAUCGCCAUGGCAGCGGCGAAGCCAGUGUUCUUGUCUGCGAUGUGUUCGCCAUCAAUUCGAAGUUGCCGCAGUCGGAGCAUUCUUCAGGGACGUUUACUGCUCCUUCUUCGGAAAUUCCAAAUCUGAUUCUCUUUCCAUGCGGUUAGGGUUGUCGAGGAUCACCAUGGCAGUGGCGAAGCCAGCGUUCUUCGCACCAGUGUUAAAAGAUCAUCGACGCCUGAUGACAUCGUUCUUCGUAGCUUCUCUUCAUUAUUUUAGGCAAGUUCCAAAUAAUUCUCACUUAAUCUUCUCUUUUCAGUUUACUCAAGUUUUCAUUUUCUUCUUCCCUUUUGUCAAGGAAAAAGGAACUCAGACGAAGAUAUUUCUGAAAUCUCUCUUUGGUUUCACUUCAGGUAUCUCACUUCCUAUCUAUUUCCAAUUUCUCUUUUGUAUGGGACUAUCUUUUAAGGCAAUCUGUAUGAAAUGUUUGCAAUUUCUAUCCUUUUUGGUGUUUGUGUCAGGGUGUUGUUCUAUUUUAACUGAAAAUGCUAAUUUAACCAGAUAAAAAAAGCAAACUGUGUUUCUUUUUUGCAAAAUGUGACAAUGAAAAGAGCUCAGUUUUUCAUAUUGUUUGGAGAAUGUGGAUUCGAAAACUUGAUUUUUCAGGUGUUACUUUUUUUCUUAGAAGUGAAGAUAAAGAUUUUAAUUACUUUGAAGGAUGCUGUAAAUGCACAUGCAAGAAACAAAGUAGCACUGAAUUACUAUUCCUGUACUUUUCUUGUGCCUAAAUUAUGCAAACCAAGAAUUCUGCUUUUUUUAUUGACCAUCUUUUACUGUUAUAGUUUAUAUUUUCUCUUCAUGGAAUGAGCAUGCUUAUGGCAAGCUGGAUUUAUAUGAAGCCAAAGGUAUGCUGCAACCUAGACCGGAGAUACUCUUCCUACUUGGGAGCAUCUUCAUAUGACUUAUGAGUAUCUCCAUGGUACCUCAUAAACAGAUUUCAUUGUUUAGGUAUAUUAAAAAAAUUGUUUUAUGUUGUUAGACAUUAAACUUAAUUUCAUGUAUAGCCUUGGCUGGCGUGUGCACUGAGUAUGGAUUUACUGAAGGAUUUCUGAUGACAUAAGAAAUGUUAUUUUAGUUUUGAACUUACUAUUUGAGCCACAAAUGGGAAGGUCAUAAGAAAUCUGAAGGGUCUUCCACAGCACAAAGCAGCACCAACAUAUAUGAAGAGAGCAUUGUUUUGAUACAUUACACUUGUUUUUAACUUUGUGUUAGAUCUGACUUACUUGAUGGAAGAGUAUUUUGACACCUUACGCUUGUUUUUAGUUGAUUAAGUACUUUAAUGGAGUUUACCUUUGUGUUGGAUGACAUAGCAAAUAGUGUGUUGAACUUGCUUAUUUGAAUGAAUUGUUAAACUUACACAUU
Messenger RNA from Lotus japonicus, 1599 nucleotides. RefSeq lists its product as uncharacterized. The transcript is spliced from 3 exons. The coding region runs from base 179 to 742 and encodes 187 amino acids. NCBI's taxonomy places the organism in Eukaryota, Viridiplantae, Streptophyta, Magnoliopsida, Fabales, Fabaceae. The record is from RefSeq and is a predicted model, not a curated record.